ACAUAGCAUUCAUGCAUGCACAGCACAAUUAAUGUUUGUUUCAAUAGCCUGAAUGUCUCUGUAGACAAACUUAUGCAGACAGCGGAUGAUUCUGCAUGCAGAUUCUGGAUGCACAGGGGAGCUUUGUCUUCUCAGCAGCAUGUUUCGAGUCCGGUAAUGGACCUGCAUGCCAUGAUUCACAUACACGAACAAGGAUCACAGCAAGAAAUUUUACAGGAAGAUCCCAAUGCAAAUCAGAGGCACAGAGAACGUAUCUUUAGACCAAGAGUAUCCCUGUUUGGUUUAAACGAGGAAGAAGUUCGAUCUAGGUACCGCUUCAGCACUGAAGUUAUUCUGGAGCUUUUUGAACAAAUCCAGCAAGAUAUAGAGCCUAACUGUGAGCGAAACCAUGCUGUUCCUGGAAUGGUGAAAUUACUAAGUGCCCUUCAUUAUUUUGCCUCAGCAUCAUUUCAAGGUACAGUGUCUGCACUUUCUGGGAUAUCCCAGCCCAGUUUCAGCAGGCAUCUAACUCAGGUGUUAAAGGCAAUAAACAAACUUACUCCACAAUAUAUUGUAUUUCCAUCAGACAAAGCUGCAUUACAAACAAUAAAAGAUGGCUUCCAAAAAAUCUCAUUUUUUCCCAAUGUUAUGGGGAUAAUUGACUGCACUCACGUUGCUCUGUCCCCUCCUACAGAAGACAUUUACAGAAACAGUAAAAAUUUUCACUCUUUAAAUGUCCAGAUGGUGUGUGCAGCCGAUAUGCGGAUUCUUAACUUGGUAGCUGGUUAUCCUGGAUCAACCCACGAUUCCUAUAUUUUAAAGCAUUCGAGCUUGCACUCAAUUUUGACAUCUGGCAAUUUACCAGAAGGUUGGAUACUGGGUGAUGAUGCAUAUCCGGUGACUGAAUACUUACUAACACCUGUCAAGGAUGCAAAAACAAAGGCAGAAAAACAAUAUAACGCUGCACACACGUUAGCUCACUCCAUCAUUGAGCGUACAUUUGGAUCUAUUAAAAGUCGCUUCCGUUGUCUGGAUCGAUCAGGCGGUGUACUGCAGUAUUCUCCAGAAAAGGGAGCUCAGAUCAUCCUGGCCUGCUGCAUUUUGCAUAACUUGGCAGUCAGUCGCAAUUUGCAUAUUGACAUUCUUGAUGAUCUUGAGGCUCCACCCCCAGUUCCACCAGUUUCUGAAGAGGAGAACACACAAGCUGGAAAAAGAACCAGAAUUCGAGUUAUCAACCAACAUUUCUCAUGAGAUUUCUCAGCUUGGAAUGGAAUACACCUGCUUCCUAUGGAUGUAGAUGGCUACAUCUCCACCUCUACAUGAAAAAUGACAGAAUCACCUAUCUGCUUUAGUGCUACAUAGUAGUCCAUAGUUAACAAUGUAUUCAUUUUACAUACUGCCAGCAUUCCUCAAAAUGAAAUUAUUAACAGAAAGAUUUACCUAUCUAUAUAUGUGUGUCCAUAAGAGGUUUUGUAGAGAUCACUGGACAGUGUUUUUCUUCCCCUUGAGCUCUCGGCAGAGCAUUGUGGAUUGGGUGAGCUACUACAGUUCACAGGUGGUGUGAUUUGAUUGUGAAUGAGCAGUAUGUUGUACAGAUUGUCAAAUGUCUUCAGUUAUCUAAGCAGAUAUAGAUGUCUAUAUAAAUAUAGCUAACAAAAUACAGUAUGAUCCUUUUGUUAAUUCAAAGGCCAUUCUUUAGUGUUAAUUCUGUUUAUUUGCUCUACUUACACACUAAACAAAACACUAUUUUUUAAGUAAAUUACUUGCUUCAAUACUUUUAUUUAGCGCCCAAAUAAUCUUUUUGUGAAAAUACAGUACAACCAUUAACUGAAUAUGGUUUGUGGUAUUUUUUCCAUGAAUUGAUGUGAAGUGCUGUCUAUUAUGUGCACUGAAUUUUCCCUAUUUGCAUGUUUGUUAAAAAAAAAAAAAUAUGAAAGCUAGGCAGAUGGUUGUGUUUCAGCCUCAACAACUAUAUAUAUAUAUUUAACCAGAACUUCCACAAUGCUUGCUUCUGUUUUAUUGCUUCCUGUGGAGAAUGACUUAAAGCAAGCUGAAUGGCAACUCCCUGAAAUAUGUAUAAAGCAAAUACUGAAAUGUUUUGUGCACAUAAUUAUAUCAGUCUUUCUUGAUGAAAAUUUUCCAUGUUUCUGACUAUAUUUAAUGCCCAAAUUAAAUAAUGCCCAAAUUUUUACCACUGUAAUGAGGGUUUGGUACAUUUAUCCUGUAGUAUUACUAUAUACACAAGUCAGUGUGUAUAUUAGUUGCUAACUCUACUCCAGACAGAGAGGGCAAUUUAUUGGCCCUUGUAUCAGCAAAAUAAUGGAUAGGUAUCUAGCUGGAAAUUGGAUGGAUAUCCUAUCUGACAGGUUUAAUGAUCUCAUUGGCCCAUUGAUUUAGUUCUUGUUUGGCAGGUCAGUAUAGCCCCAUUAACAAUCCACCAAAUUUUUCAGAGAAAAAAAAUUACAAAAAUCUGUAAAAGUCUUCUAACUUUCCAGCUGUUAUUCAACUUCAGCUGCAAUCUCUUGGAGGCUCAUUUAUCAAAGGUUGAAUUUCGAAUUCAUGUGAAUUUUUUUGAUUUCGAAUAUAAUUCAAUUGGGAGUUUAUUUAAGAGAAAAUUUGAAUGCUAAUAUUCGAUCAAAUGGUUCCGACCCAAAAAUUCAAAUCAUAUUAGAUUCGUACUAAUCAAAUUUUGAAUGUCAGGAAGGCUAUUAACAUCUCCAAAUGGCUCGUCUGUCCUCUGCUAUUGACUUGUAAAUGAACUCGGCAGGUUUUAGGUGGCGAAUAAUCCAUGGUCAUGGUGGGAUAAAUCUCACAUUCAAAUUUACAUUCUAAUAGGGGGAUUAAAAUUUGAAUGUGUGAAUUUUGAAACUUGAAAAUUCGAAAUUUACUAUUCGACCCCUGAUAAAUCUACCCCUUACUGUCAGAGACUUCUGAGAUUUCAUCAACACCAAACAGCAAAAUGUAGGCUGGGUACCUCUCAAAUAUACUGGGUGCGUCUCGGAUAUAUAUUAUAAUAUGUGAAUUGUAAUAUGUACCGGUAGUUUUAGCAAUAUGUUUUUUUUUUCAAUGGGUCUCUCUGAAACUGACCGCACAAACUACCCGAAAACUAGUUUUAGAACUUGUUUUAUAUUGUUUCCAUGGAAUUGUAUGCUUCCAAAUUUGUUGCAAGCUUUGUAGAACUCUGUUCUUGUCAAGUGUACUUAACCUUUAUUUAGCCACAAUUUAAUGUGAACUAAAGUGAGGAUAUAGUGUUUGCAUCGUAAAGGACAAGCAAAGUGAAAACCACUGGGAGGUGAUAAUUUGUUAGGCAUUCCCCAGUGAUUGUAAUUGCUAAACUUGGAUGGACAUGGAAAGAAGUACCAGCCCAGUCCGAGGCUGGCAAUCAUGGUACCUAACCAGGGUGGUACCUAACAAAUUGCCACCCUCUAGUGUUUUACACUUUCCUUAAGUUUUACACUUUUCUAAGUUCAUUGCAUCUGGAAGUAUUUCUUUGUCACUUAAACAUUUUCCUGAAUUGUAUGCUGUUGCACUGGUCCCAAAAAGGAUGUUGUUUGUUACUCCACCUGGAAUACUGUUUUGUGUGCUGAGCUGGUAGUAGUGGAAUACAGGUGUCCCUGAGUUCAUGUUAAAUUCAGUGUAAAUUUGUACCUAAUGCAUACUUGUCUUGUCAUUUGUACAUAAAGGUUUGUCAGCAAA
Molecule: messenger RNA, 3675 nt
Organism: Xenopus laevis (African clawed frog)
Lineage: Eukaryota; Metazoa; Chordata; Amphibia; Anura; Pipidae
Gene: harbi1l.L
Product: putative nuclease HARBI1
Exons: 4
Coding region: 16-1230 (404 amino acids)
Source: RefSeq, a predicted model, not a curated record